AUGUUAGUUCUUCAACGAAUCCCGAAGCGUGCUCUUCAAUUUAAUGGGGUUACAGGCACCGUGUGCAGUACUAGACUCUUCCAUCAUGCAUUUAAUUUAAAUCUUCAACAAAGUUUUGUGCCUUCUGAGGAAAGACGGUACAGAAAUUCGAACCGUGGAUUUACCAGAGGUAGUGACAGUAAUAGCAAUAACAAAUAUCGCAAUAGCAGUUAUGAUGAUAACCGCUCACGUUCUAACUAUGGGGGUGAUAAAAGAAAUAACAGAAACAAUAACAACUAUGGCAAUAAUCGCAACAAUGGUAGUAGAAGAAGAUAUCAGGAUGAAAAUUCAGAUAUUGAAGUUUUCAAGAGCAAAUCCUUCAAUGUUACCACUUUAAAUCCAGAGUCCUUCCAUGAACAAGUCACUAUUGACUCUUUGUUGGAGGAAUCCCUAUUAGACGCAAAUGUUCAUAAGGCUAUUUCUGCCAUGAAAUUUGAAUCAUUAACUCCUGUACAGCAACGAACAAUAAAGCCUAUUUUAACCACUGAAAAUGAUGUUGUCGCCAAAGCGAAAACAGGUACUGGUAAAACUUUGGCUUUCUUAGCUCCAUUAUUCCAACACCUAAUUUCAACAAAGUUACAAAACCCUCUUGCAGUUAAAGCUGUCAUUGUCACUCCAACUAGAGAUUUAGCUAUUCAAAUUGCUAGUGAAGUCAAAAAGUUACAACAAUGCAACCCUUCUUUGAAGUCAUAUCGUUCCUUGACUUUAAUUGGUGGCACGAACUUAGAUAAAUCCUUGAAAGAUCUACACACUUUGAAUCCUAAUAUUAUUGUCGGUACACCGGGUAGAAUUAACGAUAUUUUGGAUAGAGUUGGGGCUAAAUAUUUCAAAGAUGUUGAUUUCAAGGUUUUGGAUGAAGCUGAUACUCUUUUACAAAUUGGUUUCCAAACAGAGUUAUCCCUCAUCUCGAGAAAGUUGAACGAAUUUAAUACUCAAGGAGAAGAACACAUCAGAACAUUGUUGUUUUCUGCUACUAUGGAUCAUAAUGUUCAGGAAUUAGCGGCAACUAUCAUGAAUAAAAAGGAUUGUUUAUUUAUUGACACUGUGGAUAAAAAUGACUCUGAAGCGCACGAUAGCAUCGAUCAAAAACUUGUUAUCACCAAAAGUUUUGCUGAGAGCAUGGUUGCCCUCAUUCAGUCUAUUGAAUCGGAGUUGCUACAAAAGAAGAACUUCAAAGCUAUUUUGUUCUUGCCUACCGUGAAAUUUGUCGAUUUCUUCUCUGAGACUCUAAGCGAAUCUUUGACCAAGAGAAUUGAUAUCAUUAAAUUCCAUGGUAAAAUUGAUCAAAAGAAAAGAACCAAGUUGGUAGACAGGUUCAAAAAGACGAACCAUGGUAUCUUUGUUUGUACCGAUGUGGGUGCCCGUGGUAUGCAUUUCCCGUCUGUUGAACAUGUUUACCAAUUAUGCGUUCCAACCAGCUUACCCAACUAUAUUCACAGAAUUGGUAGGACAGCUCGUGCUGGCGAGUCCGGUGCUGCUACAAUUUUCUUAUUCAGAGAAGAAUUGAAAUUCGUGGACGAAUUGAGAAGAGACACUAAUGUUGUCAUUAAGAACCAAGAAGACUACCUAAAUCAAGAUAAAGAAAAUUUUGAUAUGAUUUCAUCUAUCAUAACUAAUAAUCCCGACUUCCCUGAAGCUUUGAAAUCCAUCAUUGGUUUCUAUAAAGGUGUUCAAAAUGAAUACAGACUCAAUUACAAGGUUGCUCAGAACGUUUUACGUUCUUUCUCCGAAUUGCACAGCGAUUCAAGCAUGUUACUACGCUUCAGACCUUCCGAAAUCAACAAUUUCUUUUCUAAUAGAGAUAUGCGGUUUGUAUCAGAUCUUAUCGAUGUGAAAAACCCACAUUCCUUCGGAAAAGAUCGUGAAUUUGAUGACGAAGAUAGAUAUACAUCUCGUUCCCAAAACAAUUAUAAAUCUAAGCAAUCAAGCAAAAGUAACCGUUUUGAAGGUAGAAAUGACUACUCAAAUUCACGUCGUUCUCACGCCAACCAAAAAAGAAACUUCACCUUUGAUGAUUGA
Kluyveromyces lactis is the source of this 2058-nucleotide messenger RNA. It is a transcript of the gene MSS116, whose product is annotated as ATP-dependent RNA helicase. NCBI's taxonomy places the organism in Eukaryota, Fungi, Ascomycota, Saccharomycetes, Saccharomycetales, Saccharomycetaceae. Gene Ontology annotation, molecular function: nucleic acid binding; ATP binding. Gene Ontology annotation, cellular component: mitochondrion. The record is from RefSeq and is a predicted model, not a curated record. The transcript has a single exon. Bases 1 to 2058 code for a protein of 685 amino acids.